This is a messenger RNA of Manduca sexta (tobacco hornworm), 660 nucleotides long. RefSeq names its product GATOR complex protein Wdr59-like. Lineage: Eukaryota; Metazoa; Arthropoda; Insecta; Lepidoptera; Sphingidae. Gene Ontology annotation, molecular function: protein binding. The record is from RefSeq and is a predicted model, not a curated record.
GACUUGAGAGAUGCUAGAAAACCCAUAGUAUCACUAUCAGCUGUAGCUGGUGCCUCACAAGUGCAGUGGAACAAAGUAGCACCACACAUAGUUGCUACAGCACAUGAUGGAGACAUUAAAAUCUGGGAUUACCGUAAACCAUCCGCACCCAUACACUACAUAUCAGCACACUUGUGCAAAAUACAUGGAGUGGACUGGAGUCCACACCAUGAAUACCAACUAGUCACAUCUAGUCAUGAUGGCAGCAUAAAAUACUUUGACAUUAACAAUGCAAGAACCGAGAAGAAUAUUAUGACGAACUUCCCUGUGUGGCGUGCUAUUUACACACCAUUUGGGAGUGGAUUGUUGACAAUUGGGGUUGGAUGGGGAGGCCUACCAAGAGUAGAGCAAGCGGGGGUAAUUGGCAUCUGGGUGGGUGGUGCUUUAACACGGUUAGUCGGUCACACUGAUACAGUUCAGGCGAUGGUGUGGAGACCAAAUACAUCCCCAUCCAAUUACCAGCUGGUGACUUGGGGUAGAGACCAGUCCCUAAGAGUGUGGGCCAUGCAUCCCUCUUUGUUGAAAAUGUGUAAUCAUUAUUUGCCAGAUGAUGCGAAAGUGAAGACGAUAACAGUGAUGGUGAAUAUGAAUAUUUUAUGUUAUUAACUGUAGUUAAUAAUA